ACAACUGCAGCAUACUAGACUCUAUACUCAUAAGCAAAUUCCAAAUAGCUUGUAACAUGCCUAGUGCAGCCAAGCAGGUCCUUUCACUAGCUCAUUUUGUGAUACUUCUAUUGUCAUUGGGAGCUGCUAGUACUUCUCUUGGUCUCAUUCAGGCUAACACUAAUAAUGGGAUGUUGUGCUUCUUUUUCCUUACUUAUUCUCAAGUUAUAGCUGAUGAUGCAGGCCCGACAUUUAACAUGCCCACUUGUAAGUUGAGUAUAGCAAGUGCUGCCAUUGCUACAACAUGCCUGGCUCUGCUAACUGCCAUUGAGCUAAUCAGUGUUUUAUAUCAGACAAAUAUCAAAACGUUGGUUGCCAAGAUUCUCCAAAUUGGAUUCUUUGCUGUUUCUAUUUUGUUCCUAUUCAUUACCACAGUGGUGGUUGCAGCUGGUUGGAGCCAAACAUGUGCCACAUUCAAAAACAUGACAACCACUCAACCUAGUACAGACUUUAGCUUUCAAUGCACUGGAAAGCUACAAGCAUAUAUAAUUGAACCAAAUGGUGCAGAAUUCAUAGCAGCUGCUGUAUGUGCUGGUGUUGGUGCUGUGUUAACUUUUGGAGCUCUUGGUUUCUUUAUUGUGAAGCAGAUGAGGUCUGAUGAUGAUGAAUACGGAACUCUUAUUUCCAAGAACUGAGCAAUAGCUAUAGCUAACUAUAUAAGAACAAGUUUAGAGACUCUUAUUUUUUGAAAUAUUUAGCCCAAUGAUAUUUAAUGUUUAGCAUGCA
Messenger RNA from Amphimedon queenslandica, 765 nucleotides. RefSeq lists its product as uncharacterized. The record is from RefSeq and is a predicted model, not a curated record. The coding region runs from base 57 to 674 and encodes 205 amino acids. The transcript is spliced from 3 exons. NCBI's taxonomy places the organism in Eukaryota, Metazoa, Porifera, Demospongiae, Haplosclerida, Niphatidae.